AUGCCCGAGCACGCCUUAGUCUUCCUGCGCUAUGGCCCAUACAGCGCUGCUGGCUUGUCAGUGGAACACCGCUCCUUCCGCCUGCAGGGCCUGCAAGCCGUAUUAAUUAAAGAUGGACAUGAAGUCAUCUUAGAGAAGAUAGACGACUGGAAUGUGGUUGAAUUGGUGGUGAAUGGAGAUGUUGUCUUCCACUGCAAAAUCAACGACCUGGAGUUUGGCGGCGAUGGUAAACUGGACCCACUGUGUGAACAGGCCAGGAUUGCAGUGUUAAGUGCCUAUUGA
Molecule: messenger RNA, 282 nt
Organism: Echinops telfairi (small Madagascar hedgehog)
Lineage: Eukaryota; Metazoa; Chordata; Mammalia; Afrosoricida; Tenrecidae
Gene: CUNH10orf53
Product: chromosome unknown C10orf53 homolog
Exons: 3
Coding region: 1-282 (93 amino acids)
Source: RefSeq, a predicted model, not a curated record